AUGGCUUUUCUCGAGAAAGUCAAGAAGGCGGCGCUGUGGUUUGCCAAGACGUACUGGUUCUACAUUGGGCUGGCGAUCUUCGUGGUGAUCGCGCGGUUUGCGCCGAAUUUUGCCCGCCACGGAGGGCUUAUCCGCGCAGAGUACACCAUUGGGUACGGCGCCGUGGCGGUCAUUUUCCUGGGGUCGGGCCUGUCGAUGAGCACAAAGCAGCUGAUGGCCAACAUGGCGAACUGGCGCGCGCACACGGUCGUGCUGGUGCUGCAAUUCCUCGUCACGCCGGCCAUAAUGUACGGAUUCUGCUGCCGACGGAAACGAGCUCCUGACGCUGUGCGAGGUGUUCAUCGGCAACAUGCUGGGAGCCUUUAUUACGCCGGCGCUGUGCCAGAUGUUCUUCAGAGGAGCGUGGGAAUUCGGCAACCCGGCAAACGGCUCAUCGAUUACGCGGGUGUACAGAGACGUGAUGCAGCAGAUCGGGUGCAGCGUGUUUGUGCCGACGUUUGUGGGACAGGUGGUGCAGAACCUGUUCCCGAAACAGACCAAGUGGUUUCUCACCACGUUCCGGUUCAACAAGGUGGGCUCGUUUAUGCUGCUGCUGGUGAUGUUUUCGUCGUUUUCAACGGCGUUCUACCAGCACGCGUUCACGGACGUGAGCCACGCGUCGAUCAUUCUGGUGUGUUUUUUCAACGUCGGGAUCUACAUGCUGUACACGGUGAUCUGCUUUGCUGUGUCGCGGCCAAUUUUCUUGAAAAAAAUGCCCGAGCCUGCAGGACGGGGUGCGUAUGCCUGGUUCCACAAAACUGUGGCUCCGUUCUACUACGACCGUCCAGACACAGUGGCCGUGAUGCUGUGCGGCGCGGCGAAAACGGCCGCACUGGGGGUGUCGCUGGUGUCGGCACAGUACGGCGACAGGAACGAGUACCUGGGACAGCUGCUGGUGCCGCUGGUGCUGUACCAGAGCGAGCAGGUGCUGUGUGCGGGCUUCCUGACCCGGUUCAUGAAGAUGUGGAUCCAUGCCGAGGACAGAAGCAAGGAUGUUGGGAGUGA
This is a messenger RNA of Ogataea angusta, 1044 nucleotides long. RefSeq lists its product as uncharacterized. The coding region runs from base 1 to 1044 and encodes 347 amino acids. The record is from RefSeq and is a predicted model, not a curated record. The transcript is spliced from 2 exons. Lineage: Eukaryota; Fungi; Ascomycota; Pichiomycetes; Pichiales; Pichiaceae. Gene Ontology annotation, cellular component: plasma membrane.